AGAAGCUUUAGCAGCCUGUCCUGUUUGUGUUGAAGCCAACAGGCACAAUAUAUUACAGUCUAGGGCUUGCUGCUGAAAAGCCCGCUGGAUCCUCCACUGACCUGCUGUUCUUUCCUGCUUUCCUCUUGCGUUUUUUUUUUUCCACAUUUAGAUUAAAAACAAAGCUCUCACUCUCUCCUCCCUACCCCAAACCUCCUCCUCCUCCUCUUUCUUCCUCUCCUUAUUUCUGCUGCAGCAGUCAAGGCUUUAGUGUGUCAGAGAGACAGGGUGAAGAGGAGGAAAAAUAAGAGAAGGGGACUAUUUGGUUCAGCUGAGUGUUUAUGUUUGUGUGUUUUGCCAUUGGACUGCUGGGUGAAAGGGCGCAAGGACAAGCCACAAGAAGAGUGGGAAGAGGAGGAGGAGAAGUGUAAGAGAGGAGCUUGCAUGGACUGAAUUCUCUCUCUCAUGUCAGUACGUGUGGACCUGGACUGAUCACAAGCUGAGAAAAAAAAGGGGGACAGACACUGUAAGGCAGACGAGGAGGAGAGAAAGAGGAGGAGAAACUGACUUGGGUUUCACUAGGGAAAGGCAAAGGAGGAAGAAGGAGGCAAAGUCUGGUGCUCCGUUUUAUCAUGACCCUGUUGGAUGAACGAGCCGACGGAGCGAGGGUUCUUCCGCUGAGUGUCAGUGGGAAUUUGCGUUAGAAGAUAAGGACAGAGAGCAACAAGGACGAGAGAACCCAGCGAAGGAGCAGGGACAGUUCUCACCGAGUGUUUGAGAGUCUGGGUUUGUGUGUGACUGUGUGUGGGUCGGUGUAACCAGGUGGAGGGCAGAGGACUGGAGGGCCAGGGGAGUAACCUGGCCAUCAAACGGACUGGAAGCCUCUCCUCUCCUGGGAUCAUGUACCCUCAGGGCAGGCAUCCGGUCCCCUUGCAGCCUGGCCAGUCUUUCAAGUUCACAGUCCUGGAAACCCUGGACAGAAUCAAGGAGGAAUUCCAGUUCCUCCAGGCUCAGUAUCACAGCCUGAAGCUGGAAUGUGAGAAGCUGGCCAGCGAGAAGACGGAGAUGCAGAGGCACUACAUCAUGUACUACGAAAUGUCCUAUGGUCUCAACAUUGAGAUGCACAAACAGGUAGGAAAAAUUGUGUUUACCAUGUUUUGAUAUGUUUUGUGUUGUUGCUGGAUUACUCG
Messenger RNA from Poecilia latipinna (sailfin molly), 1169 nucleotides. RefSeq names its product transducin-like enhancer protein 2. NCBI's taxonomy places the organism in Eukaryota, Metazoa, Chordata, Actinopteri, Cyprinodontiformes, Poeciliidae. The coding region runs from base 880 to 1140 and encodes 86 amino acids. The transcript has 4 exons. Gene Ontology annotation, molecular function: transcription corepressor activity; protein binding. The record is from RefSeq and is a predicted model, not a curated record. Gene Ontology annotation, biological process: regulation of DNA-templated transcription; negative regulation of canonical Wnt signaling pathway. Gene Ontology annotation, cellular component: transcription regulator complex; nucleus.